GGACCGGAAGUGACGUGAGCCAGUUCCGGUUUUGCCGGAGCCCAGCGGCGGGUGUGAGAGUCGGUCAGGUGCCGCUUGUAGGAUCCGGAGAUCCGGAGCAGCCGGGGUCAGAGCGGCUCCUCAAGAGUUAUUGAUCUAUGAAAUGGCAGAGAAUGGAAAAAAUUGUGACCAGAGACGUGUAGCAAUGAACAAGGAACAAUAUAAUGGAAACUUCACAGACCCCUCUUCAAUGAAUGAAAAGAAGAAGAGGGAUCGGGAAGAAAGGCAGAAUAUUGUCCUGUGGAGACAGCCACUCAUUACCUUGCAGUAUUUUUCUCUGGAAAUCCUAGUAAUCUUGAAGGACUGGACCUCAAAAUUAUGGCAUCGUCAAAACAUUGUGGUGUCUUGUUUACUGCUGCUUGCUGUGCUUAUAGCUACGUAUUAUGUGGAAGGAGCACAUCAACAGUAUGUGCAACGUAUAGAGAAACAGUUUCUUUUGUAUGCCUACUGGAUAGGCUUAGGAAUUUUGUCUUCUGUUGGGCUUGGAACAGGACUGCACACCUUUCUGCUUUAUCUGGGUCCGCAUAUAGCUUCAGUUACAUUAGCUGCUUACGAAUGCAAUUCAGUUAAUUUCCCUGAACCACCUUAUCCUGAUCAGAUUAUUUGUCCAGACCAAGAGGGCAUUGAAGGAUCCGUUUCUUUGUGGAGCAUCAUCUCAAAAGUUAGGAUUGAGGCCUGCAUGUGGGGUGUCGGUACAGCAAUUGGAGAGUUGCCUCCGUAUUUCAUGGCCAGAGCAGCUCGACUCUCAGGUGCUGAACCAGAUGAUGAAGAGUAUCAGGAAUUUGAAGAGAUGCUGGAGCAUGCAGAGGCUGCACAAUCCGGGAGUAAGUCUGGACUUUGCUCCCGGGCUAAGCUGGCAGUACAAAACCUAGUACAGAAGGUUGGAUUUUUUGGAAUUUUGGCCUGUGCUUCAAUUCCAAAUCCUCUGUUUGAUCUGGCUGGAAUAACAUGCGGACACUUUCUUGUACCUUUUUGGACUUUCUUUGGUGCAACCUUGAUUGGAAAAGCAAUAAUUAAGAUGCAUAUUCAGAAAAUCUUUGUUAUAAUAACGUUCAGCAAACACAUAGUGGAACAGAUGGUGGCUUUCAUUGGUGCUGUCCCCGGCAUAGGUCCAUCUCUGCAGAAGCCAUUCCAGGAGUACCUGGAGGCCCCGCAGAAGCUUCACCACAGGAGUGAAAUGGGCGCACCUCAGGGAGAAAACUGGUUGUCCUGGAUGUUCGAGAAGUUGGUGAUUGCAAUGGUGUGUUACUUCAUCCUGUCCAUCAUUAACUCCAUGGCACAAAGUUAUGCCAAAAGAAUCCAGCAGCGGAUAAAAUCAGAGGAGAAAACUAAAUAAGCAGGAAAAGUUUUUAACAGCAGGAACUAGAAUGGAUGGGUUCUGCCUUAAUUGGGAGGACUCCAAACCAGGAAAAAAACUUCCCUUUUCCAUCCUGUUUCGAUUUAACUUUUUUUUCCUGAAAACAAUUUAGUCCAUAAUUUGCACUGACAUACUUUUCCUUUGUGUGUUAAGGUAAGGUGUCCACCCUCAAUUCAAUUCAAGCUGUAUUUUAUGAGGGUGGAAUGGGAUGGUCAGCAGCAAACUUAACAGAAAAUGGCCUUCUAUUUGUUACUUUCAAAAGGCCCACAUAGUACAAUUAAAGAAUUCCAGACACCACAAAAAAAGUUCUUAAGUAUGUUAACUAUGUCAAGCUUUUUAAGCUUGUCACAAAUGACUGCUUUGUUUUUCUAAAUCAUCAAAAUGUAUAUAAAUAUUAGACGGGAUAACAGUCGUGCAUGUCUAUCAUGGUACAAUUUAACCUGCCAUCCUGCCCAGCCCUUCCUCCCCCACCUACCAAAAAAAAGGCCAUUUUAUGAUGCGUUGCAUACCCUCUUGGGAAAUUGAUCUUUAAAAUUUUGAGACAGUAUAAGGAAAAUCUGGUUGGUGUCUCCGGAAUGAGCUGACACCAUUUUUUAUUCUGUAUAUUUAGAAUGAAGUCAUGAAAAAUCUUUAUAAAGACCUCUUUGAUCAUUCCACAAUUGUGUUCGUUUUCUUGAGCGUUUUGGUUUUUUACUUCCUAGUAGCUUCUACCAACUGACUGACAGCCUUGCCAAAUCCACCUACAACCGUAAUGUCUUAAGCCUUCGUUUAUUUGCAUGAAAAGAGACAACAUCCAUUUUUGUUGCUGGAAUUGGGCAGCUAGCUGCACCCCGGUGAGAUGGUGCCGUAAGGACGGGUGUCAUGAGGGGAUUUCUUGAAUUGUGAAAGCAGUAGAGAUGGUAGCAUGCAAGUCAAAGAACACGGGAGAGAGAAAUUACUCAUUUAAAAAAACUACACUUUUCUCAUGUGUUAAUUUUAGCUCAGCAUGUGCUCUGUUUUAACAGAAAUUUACUUUUAUAUGUAACUUAAUUUUCUUGUCCUUUUCAGUUUUGUUCUUAUGUGAUGUUUCCUUCGGGAUGUUUCAAGUUAAACUUGGUCAUUUUGUUUUGCUUGAGAGGGAAAUAAACAAUUUCACUUUCUUCCUUUAGGAAAAUUGCUACUGACAUUAUGUUGAGAGUAGAAUUGGGUUUAAAUCUCAACAGGCCAGAAAUGCCUGGUUUGUUUGAUCAAAUCCUGCCUGAAUGUCUGCUUGUUUUGCCUCCCGUCGUGACAUCUCCAUGGCCGUACCACCUUGUCGGGUAGCUUAUCAGACUGAUGUUGACUGUUGAAUCUCAUGGCAACAGCAGUCGAUGGGCUGUCUGACAUUUUGGUAUCUUUCAUCUGACCAUCCAUAUCAAAUGUUCCCAUUCAAACAUCACCCAAAAUCAUGGUUAAUGAUAAAAAACAAAAACCUCUGUCCUUAUGUCCAGUGGCACUUUGAGUCUUCUAUGCCAUGAUAUUGCAUAGUCAGAAGGAUUUUAUGGGAAAAUUGGGAUAGUCUCCAUGACCACAGCUAAGUAAAUAAAGCAUAAGCAACCUGCCUUGUGGGUUUUGAAAAGGUUGUUGAUCAUUUUUUUCCAUCCAGGGACUUCUAGCAGUGUGACUGUUGCCUUACUUAAAGAGCAGUGCCCCAAUGGCUUUAUUUUAAACAGAUUCACAUUAAAAUCAUAAUUUUUAGAUUCUUUAGGGUUAGUGUAAGUUUCUAAGUUAGCUUCUGGUUGUGUUUCAUCUGUUUCACCUGCAUUUUACUUGGUGUUUGUCUAAAGAGAGAAAAGAGGAAAGCAAAUAUGAAUGGUGCCACUUGUACUAAAUCUUUGGGCUUUAUUGGUCAAUUUAUUUCAGGGUAGGGGAUUAGAAAAAUGUGUCUUAGGCUGAAGGUCUGACUUAAGGGUGACCAUUUGUUCACUCUCUCUCGAAUGAAGAACAACUCUCCUUUCCUCACUGUGUGCUCAGGUGUGGCAGCCCUGAGGGUCCUGCUGGCCUUGUGUUCCGUGUGGAUUUGUUCCUUUCUUAGAUCAAAAGUGGAUGCAAACAACUACAUGAUCCCAGAGACAUACCUAGUUAAUUCCAGCUGGUGAGAAACCAGAAACGUUGUAAAUGGAUGGUUUGAUAUUGCUGCAAAUAAAGAAAAAGGGCCUGGGAA
This is a messenger RNA of Myotis lucifugus (little brown bat), 3578 nucleotides long. It is a transcript of the gene VMP1, whose product is annotated as vacuole membrane protein 1. The record is from RefSeq and is a predicted model, not a curated record. Lineage: Eukaryota; Metazoa; Chordata; Mammalia; Chiroptera; Vespertilionidae. Gene Ontology annotation, biological process: Golgi organization; autophagy. Gene Ontology annotation, cellular component: endomembrane system; endoplasmic reticulum; membrane.